CACCUCAGCCGCCUCAACCCCUGCCGCCGCCGCCGCCGCCGUCGAAGCCUCCGAUGAUGCGCCAGCGGAUGCCGUGACACAGCUUGCAGCGCAGCUGGCGGCUCAGGCAGUCGCUGCAUCUGCCGCCGCUGUCGCCGCCACCACCGCCGCCGCCUCCGAUGUUGGCGGCGGUGGUGCCGCCGGUGCCGCACCCCUGAGUGCUGGGGAGGUUUGCGAUCUUGUGUCGUACCGUCUUGCUGCAGAUGUGGGAGGGGAGCAGCAUGUGGCUUUCCUAGGGGGGCUUGCAAACAGGCUGCAGGACCUGCAGCGGCGGGCGGCACCGCUACAGCCGGCUCAGCAACAGCAGCAAGGGGGGCAGGCAAGAAGGGAUGGAGGUGCCGGAAGUGAGGAGGAAGGGCAGCCGCAACGGCGGCGACGCGUCAGUCGGAAAUCAACGGGCACGGCUGCGGAGGCGAAGGGUAAAAGUGAACGGUUGCCGUACUUGGGGCUCCUGGAGGGGUUAGGAGCCAGCGCUGCUGGGAUGGGCGCCACCGCACUCGCGCUGGCGAUGGGAUGUACGGCGCAGGCGAUCAGCGUUGUCAGAGGCGCCGGUGCUACCGGCACUGCUGAUGCUGCAGUAAUACUACCCAAACGUGGCGUUGACGAGGAUGUGACGGAGGCGGCUGUGGUACGACAACUCUUAGAAGCGGCCGCAGCGCUUGCUUCACCCUUAGCGUCAGGGCAAGAACAACAGCAGCAGCGGGAUGGUGCGGAUGCUGGCGACGAUGACGAAGGCCAGCUAACCGGGGACAAGCUCUGCGGCCUGGCGGCAGCAGCGCUCCGGCUCCAGCGGAUGGGUGCUGCCCCCGGGGCUGCUGCCGCCGCUGCUGACGGCGGCAGCGACGCCGUGUCUGCCGUACUGGCGGCGUUGCAGUCCUCGCCAUCCUCCUUACAGAAUGCCAGUGUGGAUGCGCUGGCGGCAGUUAUUGCGGCGGCGACCGACGUUGACCUGAGUGCAGGUACGGCGGCGGCGGUGGCGACGGCGGCCUCAGAGGAGCUUCGUGACACAGAUGCUCUCCGGGGGUUUGGCGGUAGGGACGACCAAGCGCCCUCCUCGUCCUCGUCUUCUCCGGACCCCUUGCAGCCAGCAGCGCUGCCCGCUGGGCUGCUUGAUGCCCUGCUAACGCAGCUGGCGGCAGCGGCAGCGGCGGAGGCGAAGGCCAAGGCCGCCGCUGACGCCGCUGCCGGCACAUCCGGCACAACACCACCUCGCCUCCGCCGUCGCCGGCAGCCCUCCACACCGCAGCUUAGCUAUGAGCAAGCGUUCGCAGUUCUGGCGGCGGCCACGGCGGCAGCGGAAGCCGCCGCUGGCUCCGCACCUUCCACCUCCGCCGCCGCCGCCGCCACCACCGCAGCGGAGCCCACACCAGAUCCACAACGCGUAGCGGGGCUGCGCGCCGCCAGCUACGUUGCAUGCCGGGCGUUGGCGCUAACUGUACGACAAUUGGACUCCACCUCCGCCGUACGGCUGCUGCAGCUCGUGGCCCGCAGCCACAAGGCCGGUGUACGGCCCGACUUUCCGCCGCUCUUGUGGGCCUUGCAUGAGCGUUUGCGGGUGUUAUCCUCAACCCUGAGUCCUGCGGGUUCCUUGGAUGUCCUCCGGGCUUGUACGGCACUCCGGUGGCGACCCGCGGUUCUGUUACGAGAGCUGGUGCUGCCGCUGUUGCGGUGGCUGCAGGCUGGGGCGGAUGCGCACACGGGCGGCCUGGGUGCGGGUGCGGUAGCUGCGCUGCUGCCAGAGGACGUAGAGGGGAGGAGGAAUGUGAGUGGGGAUGCUGGUGGUGGUGACGUUGAUGACGCGGCGUGGAGGCAGGGGUGGCGACGGCGGCCGGAGGAGGGGGUUCUGCUGCCUUGGACGCCAGCAGAGCUGAAAGAGGCGCUGUUGCUGCUUGCCAGCCUUGAGUUUGGCGGGCAGGUGGCGGCGUCGUUGGUGAAGCUGGGUGUCGGCGCACUGCUACGGUCCCAUGGGUCGGCGGUGGGCGCUAGACGUGCAGGGAGCGGUGGAGGCGCCAGCGCGCCGGGGGCGGUGCUGUCGCCGGCGGAUUUGUCGUUGCUGCUGUGGGUGUGCGUGUCCAUGCGCUACCGAGGGGCGGCUUUGCUGCGGCAGCUGCUGCAGCUGCUGCUCCAGGUUCCCAGCCCGCAGGUGGAGGUGCGUGUGGCGGCGCAGGCGGUGUGGGCGGCAGCUCGGCUGGGGGCGGUGAGCGAGCGGCUGGUGCGCUGGGCGCUGGCGGCCUGCCAGGGGCCGGGCAAGCUGACGGCAGCGGCCCCGCAGAGCCUGGCACUGCUGUGCUGGGGCCUGGCGAAGCUAGGUGUCAAGCCGCCACGAGGCUUCAUUGUCGCGGCCACCACAGCCACCCUAGCCCAGUUGCAGCGCUUCAAGCCGCAGGAGCUAGCCACCACGCUGUUCGUACUCGCCACAUGGCGCGGCCGCCUUGACAGCGCAAACGGCGAGGCAGCGAGUGUGGUACAACACGUCGUUGCGACGCGUUCGUUGUACGACGGCCCAGAGUUGUGUACGGCUGUUUGGGCUCUGCAACGGCUGACGUCGGCUUCUAGCACGGAUACGGGCUCAACAAUCGAUUCUCAGCUUGACGGCACGGAGGCCCCUGCCGUACCGCUCAAUGCCGCCGCGCUGGCGGCCAUUGAGAAUCGGCUUCUCAAAAUCCUGGCCGCCAGUGACCCACGGGUCGGCCUCAGGAUUCCCGACCACCACCUCCUCCGCUACUUUUCCGCCUGCGCCGCAUCUGCCGCUGCUGCUCCUAACGCCCAGCAGCGCCACCGUCCGGAGCGUCUCCUCAGCCUCUACUCCACCUCCCUCCUCCGUCGCCUUCGCACCCUACGUGCAUGCCCGUCGUAUGCCCCCCCCGUCCAGCAAAGCUCCAAGUUCCUCUGGUCGGUCGCUCGCGUCAUGUCAAUGUACGACAUCCGAGAUCCAGAUCUGCUUUCCUCCCUGGAGUUGGCUGCGGCGCAUUGGCAGGGGCUGCUGCAACCGAGUCACCUAGCGGGGCUGCUGUCCGACAUGGCUGCGCUGGGGCACUAUCCGCAGCACUGGGCGGCGCGGGGGCUGCUACGGCGGGUUGGCUUGGCGCUGCAUGUUGCUAGUGUGACGGAGGCGGGACUGCUUUUGGAGGCGAUGGCGGCGUGGCGGGACCGCAUGCGACCAGAGGCGACGGCAGCGAUAGCGGCGGCGGCGGCGCCGCCGCCGCCGUCGGAGGCAGCGGAAAGUCGCCGGAUGGAGAACGAGGAAGGUGGUCUUGAGGAUGCCGUGGCGGGGGAAGCGGAGCAGGG
Astrephomene gubernaculifera is the source of this 3327-nucleotide messenger RNA. The record is from the annotation of a GenBank genome assembly. Lineage: Eukaryota; Viridiplantae; Chlorophyta; Chlorophyceae; Chlamydomonadales; Astrephomenaceae.